Messenger RNA from Lottia gigantea (owl limpet), 1782 nucleotides. RefSeq lists its product as hypothetical. The transcript is spliced from 10 exons. The record is from RefSeq and is a predicted model, not a curated record. NCBI's taxonomy places the organism in Eukaryota, Metazoa, Mollusca, Gastropoda, Lottiidae. The coding region runs from base 1 to 1782 and encodes 593 amino acids.
AUGGGGCCUCUUUUUAUUGUCCCAUCCAGACGACUAGAUGCUUUUUCCAUGUCAGUCCCUUUGAUCUGCAUCACAAGGGGAAACCAGGUUUUAAAACCUGAAGGUUUUAUCUCAUCCUAUUAUCCCAGGAUUGAACCCCGAAUUUCAGGAGGGAGUCCAUCAAGUGAUGCUUUUGAUGAUGAUGAUGAAUCCAGACCAGAGUCCUUCAUGGCCAGUUCACCAGUUACAGGAAAAAAUCUUCCUUUUCCAUCAGAAUUUAAUUAUUCUGAUUCUGAUAAUGAUAAUGAUGAUGACUCAAUGGAAGAAAUUACAGUAUAUAUUGAAUCACGUUCUCGCAUUUAUGGGGCUACACCAGAUUCUGGUUGGGUGGGUGAUAGUGAGCAGACAUCAAUAUCAGGACAUGAUGAUAGACUGGGUGAAAGUCGUAAAGAUAGUAUGAAGAUCAGUAUUGAUUUAGAUAAAUCUAGCAAGGUUAAACAGAGACCUGUAUCAUCAUUUGUAGAAAGAAGACUUUAUAGAGAUAAAUUAAAACCCAAUCAACAAAUAUUGUCAGAUGCAGAAAUUAGAGAUAUAACAGAGAAAGAAGAUCUACACAUAGCCUUUAAUGAAGCUUAUCAUAGAUAUCAAAAGCUGAGCAGCACCCCUAUCACACCUGGUAAUAUACACCAAAAGAAUGAUGUCAAAUUUGAUGAUAACUGGCAUGAAAGAUAUAUCGAAAGACACAUGUUAUUAAGAAUGCAGAAAGAAUUACGUGCUCAUGAAGCAGCAUUAAAACGUAAACAGAAAGAAACUGAAGAUAGAAAUAAAAGGCGUUUAUUACUUGGUCUGAAUGAUUUUGAUGAAGACUAUCAAGAUACAAGACAGUAUUAUCAACAGACCUCACCAGCACACAGAGAGAUACCAUUACAGUACCGACAUAUCAGACAAACACCUCAUGCACCACAAACUACACCAACUAACAGUCGACCUCAUACAGCAUUACCUGCUUUCAGACGUCUCAAUACCAUGUCUCAUUCAGACAACAGUUCAGCCAAACGUAGACCAAAAACUGCCACAUCAUAUCGUGACAGAGAUCCAAAACUUCAGGAAGCCCAGAAACACUAUUCUGACAGAAACUUAUUUAAUGAAGGUAGAGAGCUUGUAGGAUCUGUGCCAAGAUCACCUUACGAAGCAAAACCUACACAUCUAACAAUUUAUAAAGAUGGAGAUACUAACAAGAUGUCCAGAACACAAUCAUCUAUGUCUAAGAAAAGCCAAAGGAGUUCUAAAAUUUCUGGACCACAAACUGGUGUAGACUUCACUAGAUAUGAUCAACAAGAACAAAGUAAAACACCAUCUAAGAUUGAUCCCCAUACAGACAAGAUAUUAAAACAUAUGUCUCAUUACCAAAGUGAAAUGUUUGAUGAUGUUGAUUUUGAAGAUAGAAUCAAUACACCUUAUAGAUUCGCAAAACAGGGAAAAGAUCCUGUACCAAACAUGAAAUUGCAAAAGCUGAAAACAGCUAUUGAUUCUAAACAAAUAGAUCCCAGAAACCCUGAAGCCAUGAGACCAAAGUCAAGUAAAUCUAUACCUAGUAAAUGCAGUCAAUAUGUUUUAUUGUCCAAGCCUAAAGAGAAAUCACUUUAUCCUUUACCAACACCAUUAGAAGAGCAAUUAUUAGCUGAGAGAUUUCCUAUGUUGGGAAAUAAAGUAUAUGAACAUUUUGAAGGAAUGAUCGUGAGACAUAGAAAACCUGAAUAUAAUAUUGAUUACUCACCAUUUGCGAGAGAACUUUAUGGUUGA